CUUUGUGUGCACAGCAAAAAAAAAUGUGCAGCGCCAACGAAAACAAUGGUACCACGUCGCCAUCGGUUCUGUCGGAAAAUCCGCGCGACUACGGCAAUAACAUGAAGAUAUUGGAUCCCAACGACCAAAUCAAGGAACUGCAGACGAUCAUCCGCGACAAAAACACCACGCGGAGCGACUUCAAAUUUUAUGCCGACCGGCUGAUCAGGCUGGUGAUCGAGGAAAGCCUUAACCAGCUGCCGUACUCCGACUGUUCCGUUAUCACACCGACCGGUGCAAUCUACGAUGGGUUGCGAUAUCGAUCCGGAAAUUGUGGCGUUUCCAUUAUCAGAUCCGGCGAAGCGAUGGAGCAGGGAUUGCGAGAUUGCUGCCGAUCGAUACGCAUCGGUAAAAUUUUGGUAGAAUCCGAUGCCGAAACGCACGUCGCCAAGGUGGUGUACGCACGAUUUCCAGACGACAUUGCCCGGAGGCAGGUUUUGCUAAUGUACCCAAUAAUGGCCACCGGCAAUACAGUCAUACAGGCGGUCAGCGUGUUGAAGGAUCACGGUGUCAAGGAAAGUUCGAUCAUUUUGUCCAAUCUGUUCUGCACACCGAUAGCGGCCCGGAUGGUUGUGACCGCCUUUCCCGACCUUAAGAUACUAACCUCCGAGCUGCAUCCGGUCGCACCGAACCAUUUCGGCCAGAAAUACUUCGGCACGGACUGAGAGAGUGGGAGAGAGCGACAAAGCGGA
Anopheles maculipalpis is the source of this 731-nucleotide messenger RNA. RefSeq names its product uracil phosphoribosyltransferase homolog (gene kri). The transcript is spliced from 4 exons. Lineage: Eukaryota; Metazoa; Arthropoda; Insecta; Diptera; Culicidae. Bases 24 to 704 code for a protein of 226 amino acids. The record is from RefSeq and is a predicted model, not a curated record.